Messenger RNA from Pseudopipra pipra, 2018 nucleotides. RefSeq names its product tumor necrosis factor receptor superfamily member 5-like. NCBI's taxonomy places the organism in Eukaryota, Metazoa, Chordata, Aves, Passeriformes, Pipridae. The record is from RefSeq and is a predicted model, not a curated record. Gene Ontology annotation, biological process: positive regulation of cytokine production involved in immune response; positive regulation of T cell migration; positive regulation of peptidyl-tyrosine phosphorylation. The transcript has 6 exons. Gene Ontology annotation, molecular function: protein binding. Bases 318 to 1262 code for a protein of 314 amino acids. Gene Ontology annotation, cellular component: external side of plasma membrane.
ACCAAGGAGGGUUUGAAUAAUCCUGGUAACAGCUGGGUUUCAUUGCUGCCUGUGCUUUUGGUAACCCAAACAUCUGCUGGGGGGUCUGAGCACAACUGGGUGAAGCAGUGGCAGUGCUGGGAGGACAGAAGGAGCUGUGAGCAGUCCCGGUGGGCUGGGGCACUUGGUUUUGGGUCAGGUAGUGCCAGUGAGGCCUCCCUGACAUCUUCCUUCAGCCAUGGGGUGUUUGCUGGUUAGUCCUGGGGGUGUGUGUGUGUGAGCAGGAUUUUGUGGAUAGAGACAAAGGUGGCCCCUGAAGUGGGCUUUGAGGGUUUGGUAUGCCAGGAUUUGGGGGUUUGUUCCAUGAUUUGAGAGGCUGUCUUGUUUGCCAGAAGGUUUGUUUGAGGGCUUUGCCAGGUUUGGAGGGGUUGCUUUGCCGCAGUUUCAGUAUUUUCCUGCCUUUGGGCCUAGGCCCUGCCAAAGCCUUCCCUGCUGUAGCGGGCCAGGAGAGCAGGGAAUGGUGUGACCGUUACGGGCCCCCUGAGAGGACUGGAGGCACAGGUGCCCUGCCCUGCCCUUCCUGCAAGUCAGUUCCUUUCUCUUGGGCAUCAGGUGGGGCCAGAGCCCAUCCCAGCCUGUCCCACAUGUGGCAGCAGCCGCGGGCUGUGGGGAGGCCUCUGAGAUGGCGGCAGCAGCUUGGGCAGGGCCCCAUCUGUCUGGUCCUCACCAUGGUGCUGAUCACGCAGCUGGAGCGCUCGGACGCUGUGGGCUGUGAGAUGGGCGAGUACCGCAAUGGCUCCGAAUGCUGCCCCACGUGUGCUGUGGGGGCCAACCCGGUGACAGCAGCAGCGUGUACCUACACGAAGAGUGCAGCAUGUGGCUGUCGGCCAGGGCACUUCUGCAGCUCCCCUGGGCCUGAAGUCUGUGCAGUGUGCCAGCCCUACACUGUCUGUGUGCCUGGCACUAUGGUCAAAGAAUGGGGUACAGCCACCAAGGACCACGUGUGUGAAGUCUGUCCUCCUGGCACCUUCUCUUCAGCCAACAUGUCUGUGGCCUGCACACAAUGGCCCAGACGUAAGAAGCAGGACCUACUCAUAUUCACAGCAAUCCUUGUCUGUGUUAUGGUGCUGUUGACUGCUGCAGCUGCCUUCAUGGAAACCUGUCAACGGCUUCGAAGGAAAAUGAGAAGUCGUGUGCCAUCUUUAACAGCGUGGUCAGGCUUUGAGGUCCAUGGAGGAGAAAGGGGCUCAAACAACUGUUCCUGUGCAAGAAGUUGGUGCUGACCCUGAAGAAACCAAGCCUGAAAGGGAGAGUCUUGUUUCAGCCAUAGCAGACAACGGGGAUGGUUAAAAACAACCAAGCACAAACUCUUUUUUCCUAAAACUUUGUGAAGGGAAAGUCAGUUUAGAAAUUCUUUCAUGUCUGCUGAGAACUGGUUUUCCUUUUGGUGGUCAAAUAAGAGACAAGUCAAGAAGAGAGUUCUGACAUUUCCUUCUGAAAACUCCAGGAGCACCCAGCAAAUCCACCACUGGUUUUGUGUUUGCUGGUUUGUGGCUGGUCUGACUGUGUCAUAAUGAUCAGUAAAGAGAGGAACUGCGAAAGUACAAAUCUUUUUUCCUGACCUUUUUUCUCUUUGGUAAGUUCUUUAGUAGCUGGUUAAUGUUUCAUUAACUUUGGAUAUUUUCCAACAUUUCCAACUGUAGAAACUGGUAAUUGUUAACUCCUUCUUGUGUCUCUGCAACACCUGUACAUGAAGGGUCCAUUGUAAAUAAAAAAGCUUUUUGAGCAAACUUUCAAGAUAAAACCACAUCCCCAAGUGGAGAAAGUUUAGAGAACAAUGACAGGGCACCUUCAGCCAUUUCUGUACUACAACCAAUCUUCUGCUAAGUUGUGUUUUAGGGGUUUUUUUAUUGUCUAAUGACUUAUCUUGUUGCUGAAGGCCCUCUUUGUCAUCCUGCUGCUGCACCUGCACCUCUGUGACCUGUGGCUUUUACAGACUGUGUCAUUUUUGAAUUGUUAAUAAAGUGAUAAUAAAUUUA